UAUCCCAUGGAAAAUGGCAUUGUCCGCAAUUGGGAGGACAUGUGUCACGUCUGGGACUAUACUUUUUACAACCGCCUUAACAUCGAUACCAAGAACUGCAAGAUAUUGUUAACCGAACCGCCGAUGAAUCCCAUAAACAACCGGAAGAAGAUGAUUGAAGUGAUGUUCGAGAAGUAUGGCUUUCAUUCCACUUAUAUCGCCAUUCAAGCCGUGCUCACACUCUAUGCUCAGGGUUUAAUGACUGGCGUUGUGGUCGACAUCGGCGACGGUGUCACUCAUAUCUGUCCCGUAUAUGAAGGCUUCGCUUUACCACAUCUGACGCGACGCCUGGAUAUCGCCGGUCGGGAAGUGACCCGAUAUCUCAUAAAAUUGCUUUUGCUUCGGGGCUAUGCCUUCAACCAUACGGCGGACUUCGAGACGGUUCGUAUGCUGAAGGAGAAGAAGUGUUACAUCGCAUACAAUGUGGAACAGGAGCAGCGGUUGGCACAGGAGACCACUUAUUUGACUGAGACCUACGCUCUACCGGACGGGCGUGUCAUUAAACUGGGCGGUGAACGCUUCGAGGCUCCCGAAGCCCUAUUCCAACCUCAUUUGGUUAACAUAGAAGGCCAGGGCAUUGCGGAACUCCUAUUUUCUACUAUAAAUAGCGCCGAUAUGGACAUCAGGAGCGAGUUAUAUAAGCAUAUAGUGCUGAGCGGGGGCUCCACUAUGUAUCCCGGGUUGCCGUCGAGACUCGAACGCGAACUCAAACAACUCUACUUAGAGAGAGUGCUUAAGGGAGACGUCGAGAAACUACAGAAAUUCAAGAUUCGUAUUGAAGACCCGCCGCGAAGGAAGGAUAUGGUGUUCAUCGGCGGCGCCGUAUUAGCCGAUGUCAUGAAAGAUAAGCCACAGUUUUGGCUCACGAAAGCACAGUUCGAAGAGAUGGGUAUCGACCGACUCAUGCAAAUGAAAUACGGCACCGGAUCUAAUAAAUUCAUGGAUAACUCCAACGAUGGCUAGUGACUACAUUCCCGGCGCCCCACCACUAAAGCAAUCAUUAUUGAAAUUUCAAUUUUAUAUUUCAACUAAAAAUAAUUUAUUAUUUUUUAAUAACUUAAUUGUGAUUUUAAAAACAAAAAAUAUUAAAAAUGACUUAAAAAUUGAUAUAAAAUUUGAUAGAUUUCUGUUUAUAG
Molecule: messenger RNA, 1175 nt
Organism: Oppiella nova
Lineage: Eukaryota; Metazoa; Arthropoda; Arachnida; Sarcoptiformes; Oppiidae
Source: the annotation of a GenBank genome assembly